Messenger RNA from Humulus lupulus (European hop), 1145 nucleotides. Its product is annotated as ankyrin repeat-containing protein ITN1-like. The record is from RefSeq and is a predicted model, not a curated record. Lineage: Eukaryota; Viridiplantae; Streptophyta; Magnoliopsida; Rosales; Cannabaceae. The transcript is spliced from 2 exons. Bases 6 to 1022 code for a protein of 338 amino acids.
AUGAAAUGAAAUUGUGCCACCAUUAUUGCUCGACAAUCAUAGACCACUUCUCCCGAAUGUUAAAUACAUUAGACAAGGAGCACCCUAAGAAAGAGCAAGUGAAGGAUGCCUUGCACACUGCUGCUGCUCGAGGGCUUGUUGAGAUCUUUGUUGGCAUAGCAAAAGCAAAUCCUGAGCUCAUACAUCGCUGUGAGAUGUACAAGACACAUGCUUUCAUGGCGGCCGUUCAAAGUCGACAAUCGCAAGUUUAUCGCCUUUUGCAUGAAGUUUCUACUAAACAAGUGAUCGCAACUAGAGUUGGUUCUUCAAAGAAUACCAUGCUACACAUGGCUGGACUUCUCGCACCUUCUGAUCAACUAAGUAAGAUCCCUGGACCUGCUUUGCAAAUGCAAAGAGAACUACAAUGGUUUAAGGAAGUAGAGACAAUUACAUUGCCUCGACAUAAGUGGUACAAGAACACACAAGGAUUGACACCCCGAGAGUUGUUCACACAAAAACAUGAGCCAUUGUUGAAUGCUGGAGAAAAGUGGAUGAAAGAUACGGCAAGUUCUUGCAGUCUCGUUGGUUCUCUCGUCGCUACAAUAAUGUUCGCCGUCGCAUUUAGUGUUCCUGGAGGGAACAACCAAGACACGGGUUAUCCCAUAUUCUUGAGCAAAAAGUUGUUUAAGAUUUUCAUUAUAUCAGAUGCUAUAUCACUAUUCUCAUCAACUGCCUCUGUAUUAAUGUUUCUGGGAAUUCUUACAUCGCGUUAUGCAGAAGAUGAUUUCCUCAAAUCCUUACCAACAAAGCUAAUAAUAGGUCUUUUCACUCUUUUCUUAUCUCUUGCAACAAUGACUAUAGCUUUUUGUGCUGCCCUUUUAAUCAUGUUGCACAAAGAGACUGGAUUUGUCAUCACUCUAUUUUUCCUUGCUAGCCUUCCUGUGACAUUAUUUGGGUGGAUGCAGUUUCCUCCUCUGAUACAGAUUUUGAAAUCUACCUAUGGGCCAAGCAUCUUCAGCCCGAAAGUUCAACGCUGGCUAUAGAAUUUUUGUUUUGGUUGUAAGGAUAUAUUGGUGUGUUGAUGAUCAUUUAUGUAUUUAUUUGCUUAAUUAACUUGGAAAGAAACCUGUUUAUAUUGAGUGAAACUAAUAAGAACAUAUUUUGAU